UUUUCGUAAUAGUUAGGGGAACGCAGAGGCAGCUAAUCUGUCUCACCCUGUCAGCUGUUUCGAUUUGGUACUUGACAGUGCUCUUUUGUACAGUCCAUGUUUUCAUAAAUAAUUGAUCACUUCUGGACAGCUUUGGGGUUUGUAAUUGUAAAACAUCAGCAUGCCUAAGGGAGCAAAGAAAGGGGGGCACAAAGGUCGCAUGAGAACCUACACCAGUCCUGAAGAAAUAGACGCCCAGAUAAAAGCAGAAAAAGAAAAGAGCAAGGUGGAAGAUGACGAAGUGGAAAGGGAUGAGCAGGCUGAACCAAAAAGCCCUCACUCGGGCUCAGAAGAGAGUGAUGACGAAGAAUACCAGCAAAAAAGAAAGGGAGUUGAGGGGCUUAUAGAUAUAGAAAACCCUAAUAGAGUUGCACAGAAAUCCAAGAAGGUAUCCCAGCUAGAGGUAGAAGGACCUCGGCAGCUUACCAGAAGGGAAAGGGAAGAAAUUGAAAAGCAGAAAGCUAAAGAACGGUACAUGAAGAUGCAUUUAGCAGGUAAAACAGAACAAGCAAAAGCAGACCUUGCGCGACUAGCAAUCAUUCGUAAACAGAGGGAAGAAGCAGCACGGAAGAAAGAGGAAGAGAGGAAAGCAAAGGAAGCUGCAGCAGCUAUACCAAGGGGAAUGCAGUCUUUGUCUCUUAAUAAAUAAUGGCAUGUCUACUAUCUUUAAUAGAAUGGACUACUGCAUAUAUGUUCAUUUGUAAAGCCCCGAACUGUUAAGGCUGUACAAACUCAAUAUCUUUUCAGGGAAGACAGGGUUUGCUUGUCUGGCAGCAUGCUCGUGUGUAUUUAUAUGGGUAACUGAUUUUCCAUAAUAAAGUAACCACUUCCUCAAACAUAAAAAAGUGUCCACCAGUCUGCUGUUUGUCAGGUUUUGACAUUUUAUGACACCCUUCAUCAGAUUUUGAAUGCUCAGCAGUUACUGAGAACAAUAUAUUCAGUUGUUUUAGGGUGUUAUGUUUCUUAUAUAAACCAUUCCAUUAGAAACCAUAGACAUCAUGGACCAGGUUCAUUCUUGUUCAUAUUUUUACAAGCCAUUAUGCAAGAAGAUUGGUUGAAUUAGAAAUGAGCAUUAGAAGAAUGUCAGUUUAUUGGCUUCAAAAACUAUUUCAGAAUUUGACUAACCCAGGUAUACACCUUGUUAGUUUAAUAGAAAAUGUAACAACAUGUAACAAUUUCCAAACCCAUUUUGUUUGUAAAGAGUCAUCUUGGCUGCAGACUGUGUUCAUUUUUUGUUGUUAUUGCUGUCUGGAAUGUUUACUUUAUUAUGGAAUAUAAAAGGGAAAGGCCCAAGAUUCUGAUUUGAAAGUUAGCUGUGCCAAGUUCCCCUACUUAAUACAGGCUGAGUCAGGGGAUCCAUAUAUUUAGAAAGGUAUUGUAGGAUUAAAAUCAAGUGACUCACCUCCAAUUUGGUAUAACUACAGUAAUUGUGCCUAUGUUUUCUUCUGAUAUUGAGCUAAAGUGGAAUGAUGGCAUGCUGGCAUUCUCCCCAUUACAAAUCACAUAAUGAAUGUUAGCACAAACUGACUUUAUGUUGCCUUCAACACUGUGAUGAUAAUAAUAUACAGUGUUUUAAUCCAAGAUUUUAUUAAAGAAACCUAUAUAAAAGAUUAAACAAUACACAUUCUCAAAAAUAUAUACAGUAAUGUCAUAUAUUGAUAUAGGGUAAAACGUAGGUAAUCCCUCAGCAGUUCCUAUACAGAGGAACAGUAAUGAAUGUAGUGUUUUGUGCAUGUUCAAGACUAUCCGCCAUUUGCCAAAGUAUUUCCAUAGGGAAACACUAGAACACUAGUUUUAACUAUUUAACAGAGAGCAUGUAUAUUUUUUGGUUUUAUUUUUUUCUUCCUUUCUGUAUUUAUCUUCUGUUACAUUUACAAAUGUACUCAUGCAGUAAUUAUCUAAAAUAAGAAAUCAUUGGUAUUUAUUUAUUUAACCCUGAAUAUAUGUCGCACCCUAUAGUUCGAAAUAGUCUGAAAACUGUAACAUUUUCAUAUGCAAAGUUUGAUAAAAGAUAGUUUAUUUUUAAUAUUGCAUAAUUAAGAGGAUUAAAGAUAAUACAAAUCAGUCAGUGCAUACUGAAUAUUUUUUUCUUUAUUAUAAUUUUGUUUUUGCUUUGGAUCUUGAUAAUCUGUGCAGCACUGAAAGGAAUCUUUUUUAAAUUACUAAAUAAACAGAAGUUGAAUUGGAAAGAGAUAGGAUCUGGAAUGAGUUAGCAAGUAUUUGAAAUCAGUCUUUAUUUCUUAAAAUUUCCAGUAGCCAAACAGUGUGCUUUGGAGCAUCUUUCAAAUCCAUGACAUUGUUCAUUAACAAAUUGUUCUGACUUUGUAAGGCAGCUACAGUUUUGCUUAAUGUUUUUUGUCUAGUCUAAAUAUAUAAAUGUAACUUAACACUCGGCCAUUUGUUUUGCUCAAGUGUUUGAUCACACUGCUCAUGUCUGCUGAACAUGUCUGCUCCUGCAUUACAUCUAUAAAAUUACUUCGCAGUUAUCUAAACUAAAAAAGCACAGAAAUUUACUGGGUCAACUGUUGUUUGGCAUUUGAGCAUCUUUACUACCUUUAUAAAAUGGAAAAUAUGCAAAGGUGUUGUGUCUUCAGCUAUGUCUUCAAGACUAAUUCAAGAAAACUAUCAUAAACUGUAAGACACCUUGGGUUAUGGACAUACUAUCCUAAUUAGACUCUGCAAUACAAAUGUGUACUAUGUAUAUAAAAUAAAAAUAUUUUAAAAGAAA
Molecule: messenger RNA, 2767 nt
Organism: Erpetoichthys calabaricus (reedfish)
Lineage: Eukaryota; Metazoa; Chordata; Cladistia; Polypteriformes; Polypteridae
Gene: pdap1b
Product: pdgfa associated protein 1b
Exons: 6
Coding region: 161-688 (175 amino acids)
Cellular component (GO): cytosol
Molecular function (GO): RNA binding
Source: RefSeq, a predicted model, not a curated record